Apaloderma vittatum (bar-tailed trogon) is the source of this 954-nucleotide messenger RNA. It is a transcript of the gene RBM48, whose product is annotated as RNA binding motif protein 48. The record is from RefSeq and is a predicted model, not a curated record. Gene Ontology annotation, cellular component: nucleoplasm. The transcript has 4 exons. Gene Ontology annotation, molecular function: nucleic acid binding. NCBI's taxonomy places the organism in Eukaryota, Metazoa, Chordata, Aves, Trogoniformes, Trogonidae. The annotation marks the transcript as partial.
GUCUAUACAAUCAACUUGGAAUCUCGUUAUUUGCUAAUACAAGGAGUUCCUGCAUUAGGCGUUAUGAAGGAGUUAGUUGAACAAUUUGCGUUAUAUGGUGCCAUUGAAGAGUAUCAUGCUCUAGAUGAAUAUCCCGCAGAGCAAUUUACUGAAGUUUAUCUUAUAAAAUUCCAAAAACUGCAAUGUGCAAGGGUGGCCAAAAAAAAAAUGGAUGAGCGGAGUUUCUUUGGUAGUUUGCUGCAUGUGUGCUAUGCUCCAGAAUUUGAAACCGUCCAAGAAACGAGGGAGAAGUUGCAGGAUAGAAGAAAGUACAUAGCAAAAGCAACAAAUCAAAGAGAUUGCUUUGUAUUAAAAAAAGUAGAGGAGCCUAAGAAGACAAUCUCAAAGAACUCCGAGCCUGAUCGUCUGUGGAGUACAUCGGGAUCACGUGCAGCCAGCUCCUGGGACCUGUCCUGCUUUACAAGUUCUCCCGGCGCAUCCCAUAACACAGGGCAUCCCUCUGGGAGUCCUUAUCAGAACCUGCUGACAUUUCCCCCUAACAGUGGUGCUGAAACUUCUGGGUACUUUGGUCAAAACGCGUCCCUAACUCCAAGUGGGCAUCCAGGAGGACAUGGUCCACCGACUUCCUUAAUGCGGCAAAGAACGGUGCCGAUUGAUAACGGAGUCGAUAGGUUUAUGCCUCGUACAACUCACCUGCAAGAACGUAAGAGGAAGAGAGAAGAAAGCAACAAAUUUUCUCUCAUUGGAACAAGUGUGGACAAUACCGAAGUCAUUAUUGGUCCACAGCUUCCAGAAAUACCCAAAGUAGAUUUGGAUGAUGAUUCAUUGAAUACUUCAGCUACGUUAAUUAGAAAUAAACUGAAAGAGGUAGCAAAUUCUGUUUCAAGACCAUCUGUGGAAAAGCCAGAGAGUAGCUCAGCCAAACCACUUGUAAAGCAGAGAAGAAGAAUAUAG